AUGUUAGGAAAAACUUUACCUUACGAAGAAGAUGUCGUCGUGCCCCCUAUCAUCCGGAGCCCCAAAGUCCCUGCCAACAAAAGGAACAAGGAGGACGUCUAUUCCAUGGUUGAUCUGGGUGCCGGAGCGGAUGUCCAGGAUUACAGUGUCGACGGAAGGGAUUUUUUAAAGCAACACUCGGGAAAUGGCAAAGAGCAAAACCAAGACAUGGCUUGGUUGAAUAUUGGAAUGGUGCAAGUAGAGGAGGGAGUUUAUUCUAGAUCAUCUUCUAUCGGUAAUAAGACGUAUCGAUCAAUUCGCGUUAAGGAUGAUACUGGUGGUGACGAUGAUUGGGUUUAUGGUGUUUGGUGUACCGGAGAGAGGGAACUUUAUGACCUUAGAUCCGACUCCUACCAACUUCACAGCCUCGCUUGUCAACGUCGAUCCCAAAUCAUUCACGUUCUCAUCCCCAUAUACUACCCGCAAUCGCAUCCCGUCUAG
Marasmius oreades (fairy-ring Marasmius) is the source of this 480-nucleotide messenger RNA. RefSeq lists its product as uncharacterized. Lineage: Eukaryota; Fungi; Basidiomycota; Agaricomycetes; Agaricales; Marasmiaceae. The coding region runs from base 1 to 480 and encodes 159 amino acids. The transcript has 4 exons. The record is from RefSeq and is a predicted model, not a curated record.